AUGUUACUGAACGUCGCCAAUUCUAUAGGGAAUUUAACUAGAUAUUCGCCCUUUUGUUUUGUCAAUAAAAAGCUAUUGCAGAUUCCUCAAGAUUACGGUUACGAAAGCCUAAUAAUGGUUAAGAAGCAACCGGAUUCUCCUGAUUCAAAAUCGAAGUUGGUGAAGACUGAAGUCAAGAAAACGAGCAAGGCAGAAACCUCCAAAUCGGCCAAGAAAACCAAGAAAGCUGACGCGAAGAGCCUCGUUCAGACGAAAAUUGAGUUUUCCAGUUCUUCCCCUACCAAAUGGGCAGUUUUACCACCCUAUGACCCAAAUCUGGAUGUCAAAACUGAGUUCCAAAAGCUUGUUAACCUGAGGAACAAGUCACACAUUUACGUCGGCGCACACGUCUCGGCCUCAGGAGGCCCGGACGUCUCGGUUGUUAAUUCGUUCAAUGUCCUAGGUCAAUCCUUUGCCUUGUUUCUGAAGAAUCAGAGGUCGUGGAACUUUAAACCACUGAGUCCGGAGUGGAUUGCAAAGUUUAAGAAAAACUUGGAAACGUUUGCAUACGAUCCGAGAUUUAUUUUACCUCACGCUUCUUACUUGAUAAAUGUAGCAAAUCCAGAUGCAAACAAGCGUAAGAAAGCAUUCGAAAACUUUUUGGACGAUAUAAAACGCUGCGAAAAAUUGGGAAUCCAACUCUACAACUUUCACCCAGGAUCAACAUGUGGGCUGUGUGAAAAGGAAGAAGGAAUUAUGCACAUAUCAGACUGCAUUAACGAGGCCUUGCAUCUGUCCUCCGGAGUUACCAUUGUGCUUGAAAAUGCAGCCGGCCAGAACAACGUAAUUGGAUCAAAGUUUGAAGAUUUAAGGGAUAUAAUCAAUCAAGUAAAAGAUAAAACAAGGGUCGGAGUCUGCCUGGACACGUGCCACUUAUUCGCAGCCGGAUUUGACAUUAGGACCCACGAGAAGUUUGAGGCAGUUAUGAAGAGCUUUGAUGAUAUAGUCGGACUGAAGUACCUGAAGGCAGUUCACCUCAACGACUCGAAAAGUGACCUGGGAAGCGGACUGGACCGCCACGAGAACAUUGGAAAGGGGAAGCUGACGAAGGAAACGUUCGAGUUUAUCAUGAACAGCGGAUACUUUAAGGAAAUUCCCAUUAUCCUGGAAACUCCGACCAAGGAGGGCGACGAGUCCGUCUAUAGGCAGGAAAUACAGCUGAUGUAUAGCCUGUAUAAGGGCUAA
This is a messenger RNA of Theileria orientalis strain Shintoku, 1224 nucleotides long. RefSeq names its product apurinic/apyrimidinic endonuclease. Lineage: Eukaryota; Apicomplexa; Aconoidasida; Piroplasmida; Theileriidae. Gene Ontology annotation, molecular function: phosphoric diester hydrolase activity; DNA-(apurinic or apyrimidinic site) endonuclease activity; DNA binding. The coding region runs from base 1 to 1224 and encodes 407 amino acids. The record is from RefSeq and is a predicted model, not a curated record. Gene Ontology annotation, cellular component: mitochondrion; nucleus. Gene Ontology annotation, biological process: base-excision repair. The transcript is spliced from 10 exons.